Penicillium angulare is the source of this 237-nucleotide messenger RNA. RefSeq lists its product as uncharacterized. The record is from RefSeq and is a predicted model, not a curated record. The coding region runs from base 1 to 237 and encodes 78 amino acids. The transcript has a single exon. NCBI's taxonomy places the organism in Eukaryota, Fungi, Ascomycota, Eurotiomycetes, Eurotiales, Aspergillaceae.
AUGCAUCUUACCUCCGCGACAUACGUACUGGCCGCUGCCCUUCUGGCGAAUGGAGCUAUUGCUGCCCUAUUUAUGAAUCCUGAUUCCGACAUCGAGGCGCGAUUCAUGAAGCCUAACUCCGGCAUCGAGGAACGAUUCAUGAGUCCCGAUUCUGAGAACAAAAAACGCUUUAUGAAUUCUGAUUCUGAUAUCGAGACACGCUUCAUGAAGCCCGAUUCCGAUGCCGAUGCAGCGUAA